GGUAGAUGCGCAAAGGCAGGGCGAGGCAGGCUCCCCGACAGCCGCCGCCUCUUCGGAUGGCUGCAGUCACCCCGGGGUAGGAACCGCGGCGGACGCGCCACGACCCGGUUUCAUGGACUGCCCGUCUCGAUGCCUGGAGUUCCGCAGGGCUUCUCCGGUCGGAAGGUCGCUCCUCGGGAUGCUGCCCUCCUAAAGACACUCCCCAGAGCCCAAGCAGAGACGGGCCAGGAUGCGCGGGGCGCUGGUGCUGCGCGCCUGGCUGGCGGCGGCCGCCUGGCUGGCGGGCCCGAGCGGCGGCUGCCCGGAGCCGUGCGCCUGUGUGGACAAGUACGCGCAGCAGUUCGCCGACUGCGCCUACAAGGAGCUGGAAGCCGUGCCGGCGGGGCUGCCGUCUAACGUGACCACGCUGAGCCUGUCGGCCAACAAGAUCUCCGCCCUGCGCCGGGGCUCCUUCGCGGAGGUGACGCAGGUGACCUCGCUGUGGCUGGCGCACAACCGGAUCGGGGCCAUCGAGGCGGGCACGCUGGCCAUCCUGGCGCAGCUGAAGAACCUCGACGUCAGCCACAACCAGAUCGUGGACUUCCCUUGGGGAGACCUGCGCAACCUGAGCGCGCUGCAGCUGCUCAAGAUGAACAACAACCGCAUGGGCCACCUGCCCGGCGACGCCUUCCGCACCCUGCGCGACCUGCGCUCGCUCCGCAUCAACAACAACCAGUUCAGCGCCGUGGCCGAGGGCACCUUCGAGCCGCUCACCUCCCUCUCCCACCUCCAGAUCUACAACAACCCCUUCAACUGCACCUGCCAGCUCAUGUGGCUGAAGAACUGGACCGAGAACACCCUCAUCUCCAUCCCGGAGAGGGACUCCAUCAGCUGCGCCGCCCCGGAGAAGCUGCGCGGCAUCCCGCUGGCCCGCAUCCCCUACUUGCAGUGCGCGCCCCCGCUCGUCCAGCUCUCCUACCACCCCAACCUGGACCGCACCCGGCUGUACUACGGCUUCACCCUCGCUUUGCACUGCAAAGCCACCGGCCUGCCCCAGCCCGAGGUCAGCUGGCGAGUCCAGACGGCCGGUCAGACGCUGGAGAUCCAAAGCCCGGCCUCGGAAGGAGACGGGAACGCGCUGCCCGCCGAGGGCGCCCGGGCAGAGCAGGAGCGAUUCCGAGCUUUCGGCAACGGCACCCUCCUCAUCCCCCACCUCAGCAAGAAAGAAGAAGGCACCUACACGUGCCUGGCCGCCAACGAGGUGGGCAGCAACCAAACCUCCGUCAACGUGGCCGUGGCUGACCCCCAGAAAGACCCCGGAGGCCCGCUGGCCGACCCCAAAGCCCAGCCCGGGGGGAGGAAGGCGGCGGACGGCAAGGCCUCCAAGAAUAGCGUCAUGAAGCCCGAGGAGAGGAGCAAGCCGGCCCAGGCCAGGCCCACGGCCAGGACCUACCACCCCGCCGGCCCUCCCAACGCCAGCGCCGCCGAGGGCGCGCCCUUCCAGCCCCCCAACUUCGAGAGGAAGUGCGGCUCCAGCGAGGCCACCCGCUACGUCUCCAACCACGCCUUCAACCAGAGCGGGGACCUCAAGCCCCACCACUUCGACCUGGGGGUCAUCGCCCUGGACGUCUCGGAGCGGGAGGCCAAGGUCCAGAUCACCCCCUUCUACACCCAGUCGGAGAAGGUGCACCUGCGGAUGCUCUACCUGUGCCAGGAGCGGCGGGGGAGCCACGCAGUGGUGCAGUGGUCCGAGGUGGAGGAGGGCGUCAACGCCUACUGGUUCCAGGGGCUGCUGCCGGGCACUAACUACUCGGUCUGCAUGACCUACGUCGGGGAGGACUGCCAGGUGCAGGUGGUCUUCACCACCAAGCGGGAGGUGCCCUCGCUGCUGAUCAUCGUGGUGGUCAGCAUCUUCCUGCUGGGGCUGGCCACCAUCCCCCUGGUGGGGGCCACCUGCUGCCACCUCCUCUCCAAGUACCACGGCAAGACCUACAAGCUCAUCAUGAAGGCGCAGAACCCGGACCAGAUGGAGAAGCACAUGGCGGCCGAUUUCGACCCCCGGGCUUCCUACCUGGAGUCGGAAAGGCAUUACGGCCCCAGCGAGGGGGGAGAGGGGGAGGAAGAGGAGGAGGAGGAGGAAGGCGGGGAGGAGCGCAGGAGGGAGGAGAGCCUGGGCACCGGCUCCCUCCCCGAAUCCCAGUCCAAAACCAACCCGGAGGAGUUCGAAGUGCGCUCGGAGUACAGCGACCGGCUGCCUCUGGGGGCCGAGGCGGUGACCAUCUCCCAAGAGAUCAAUGGCAACUACAAGCAGCCGGCCCGCUGAGGCUUCCCUCCGGCUAAGCCCCCUCCCGCCGGGAGCUCCCGGGAGCAGGCCUUGCAGAAUGAGAAAAGAGAAUGCGCGGAUCUGGGUGCGGUCCCAGCAUCGCUGGCUGACCGGGGACAGUUUUGUUUUCCAAGGCGCUUAAGCCGAGGGGAAGGGACGGCGCCUCCGACCUGAGUAAUUCAAGUCGAUCCUGGAUUUUGUGAAGGUUGAUUUUUGUGGGGAAGGGGCGGUGGGGUCGGUGACUAGAUGCCCCAGAUAGGCGGGCACAGAGCGGGUCUGUUUUCGGCAACCUCGGGAGCAAUCCUGAGCAGGUCUACUUAGAAGUCAGUCCCAUUUUAUUCAAGUGUUCUUAGGACCACAGCCUUGGAGGAAUUCGCUUUCCCAAACUUUUAAGAAACCUUCCCUUGCUUUGCACCAAACAAAAGGUUUCUCCCUCUCCUUUUACCUAUUCAUGUAACAAUUUUUACACAAUUGAAUUAAUCCUCCCCCUCCCCAAAUUGACACACAAGCGAUUGACUAUAAAGAUUUUUUUUUAAAAAAGAUCAAAAAUGCCUUAAACUUGUGAGCUCCAGCCACCUGGGCUAGAGAAUCCAUUCCUCUUUUAGAUUUUUAGAAGGCGAGUCCCUGCCAGUUCAGGAGGUUGUAGGUGCUGGACAGCUCCCCAAACCCCUUUUGCUUUUCUGGCCGGGGAGGCAACCGAAAUCCGGAUCGGUUCCGCGCGUCCAAGGUUGCCCCAAAACCGAUUCGCCAGGUCACCCGGACCCUAUACAGUGUUAAUGGAGCCGUGCUGUAGAAAACGGAGCUGUGUGUGGUGUGUGUGACUUUGAUUUUGGACCCUUCCAGGGGUGCCUUCCAUUGAUGAACAGGCCGAGACCCUCCCAGCUGAUGGUCUUUGGUGUCUCUAUUUCCGCCCCCCCCCUUGUCUGAGGCAUGUCACUUUCAAAGAUCAGUAUUUCCUAAAUGUUUAUUCAGUAGUGUAGUUUGCUUAGAGAAUCGUAUUUGGCCCCCUCUCCCCUAGAUGUGAUUCCCUGAUGUCCAAAAAGCCAAACGAGAGAGGAGGCUUGGUGGAUUUUUUUUUUUUUUGCUGUCGAGAAUUGAACAUUGAAAUAUCGUUGCAACUGGUGCAGCUGUGAGUCUUUUGAAUUCUUCUUCUUAUCGCCUCUGUUAACUUAAAAAAAAUUAUAUAUGCAACAAAACCCCAACCAGAUAUCAGCACAAGCUUCUCCGGGGUGGGGAAGGAGGAGGGAAAAAAAUGGAUCCUUUACCAUAUUUUCAAAGGCAACCUUUAAAAAGGGAACAGGCUGAAUUCACAACAUUAACCCGGUGACCUUUUAUACCGCGCUUCUGUAUGUGGAAAGUCAAUAAUAAAAAAACAGAUUUAA
Molecule: messenger RNA, 3684 nt
Organism: Eublepharis macularius
Lineage: Eukaryota; Metazoa; Chordata; Lepidosauria; Squamata; Eublepharidae
Product: immunoglobulin superfamily containing leucine-rich repeat protein 2-like
Exons: 2
Coding region: 230-2302 (690 amino acids)
Molecular function (GO): protein binding
Source: RefSeq, a predicted model, not a curated record